AAACAAUAUAAUUUUUCAGAUAAAGGGUUCAUUUACUUCUAAAAAUGGGCAACAUAAAGUUAAUCCAUAUAGUAGAGGAUCAAUAUGUGGAAACUGCUUGGCUGUAUUAUGCACUUCAGGUCCUCCAAGUCUGAUAGACAGAAGAGGCAUCAUAACAGAAGAAACGGUUCUUCCUACCGACAACCAUUGGAAAAUAUAUUCCUCCCAGUCCAGAGUCUACGGGCAGAGGGAGAACGGUCCGACUUCCGGCGCCGCCGUCGACCCGGACCCACCCGCCUCCGUCUUUCCUCCGGUGCGAAACGGCAGCGGUCCGCCGGCGGGCGAAGACCGCGGGACGACGGAAGGAUACUACCGGAUCUCCGACGCCCACGGAAAGAAAAAAGCUGAGCCCCGUCCCGGACGCCGCGGAGAAGAAACCGGAAACGCCGUCGUCCCCCCUUCCGGCGGCCUCCGUCCCCCCGCCGCCGCCGCCGACAGAUCGGAAUCGGAAGACGGAGGGAGUCAACUGUCGCUGUUGAGGCAGAGCACCGUCUGAAGAUCCCCGGCGGGCAGAAAGAAGAAGCGUUCUCCUCUUCGCUCGUCUUUCCGUUCUUUUGUAUCAUAUUCGGAUAGAUUCCGGCUCCGACCGAGUAAAUACACGCAGUUUUAUCCUCCUCGCUCCGUCCUCUCCUUCCCCACCCUCGAACUGCCGGCCCGCUCCCUCCUCUCCCCGGGUCGAGCUCCCCUCCGGCGUCGCGGCAACCUUUCUUUUCCUCCUUCCUGACCUCCCGACGAAAACGGGACCGAAGACCUCCUUUCCCGGCAACGCGAAAAAGUACGAGGUGGACCCGCCCCGGGUAGGGGUGGGAAGCUCGCCCGAGAGCUCUCCGCGGCCAAGAACGGUUAAAGGUGGAAUUUCGCCGCGUCCUUUCGUCCGUUACGGAAGGCCGAAACGGACGUUUGUUCCCCCGCAUUCUCGCUUCCGGUAGAGGACCUCCUCCGGAAUUUCCGCCGGGCGUUCUUCCUCCUUCGCGCCGAGUGUCGACGCGGGUGCUCCGUCUGCCGCCGGAACCGGUUCCGGCAAACGGGUCGUUGCUAGGCGACCGCCCGCCGGGAGGAAAUGGUUGGCUUUCCCGACGCGCGGCGCCGGGGGAUUCGACCGAUCUGCGGAAGGUGUCGGGGAUUUUCCGGUUCCGGACGCGGGAAAGGCCCGGAGCGCCCGGAAGGAGGAGGAGGAGGAGGAUCGCGGAUGGCGGUGGCGGCCGCCAUAAAAACCGGAUCCGGCGGAGGAGGCAUCGGUAGAUCACGGGCCGGACUCUCGUCGAACGGGAUGGCGCCGCGGGUGUGGGUUCUGCUGCUGUCCCUGGCGGCCUGGGCGGCGGAUCCGCCUCCCUCGGGAUUCGGACGCCCCGUUCGCCUGCCUUCCGGACGCCGGACGCACUUCCAGACGACCGGGCACCGCGGCCCCGGCAGCUACCGCUACGGAUACGACACGGGCACCGGAGGGCCCGCCCAGCUGUUCCACCAGGAGGAGAGGACCUCGCGGGGGGAGGUGCGGGGCAGCUACGGAUACCUGGACCGACCCGGCCUGUUUCGGGUGGUGCGCUACUCGGCCGACGGCCGCGGAUUCCGAGUGCUGUCCGGGCCCUACCUGCUGACGGCCGAGAUACCGGAGGAGAACCCCUAUCCUCCCUUCGUGGGUCCGCUGCCACCUUUCCUCCGUCGGACCGUCGGCUCCCGGGACUAGAGUCUUUCGUCGAAGAAGAGGCGCUGCCGCUAUUUAAUAAAUGACUUUAUCCUCCUUUUUCCCGCCCCGAAUGCCUCUACUUCUUCCGGCGCCGCGCUCGGGCGGCCGCGACCCAUUUUUCGCGCGGCCGGGUAAAUCUCGGCCGACGGACGCGCGACGCGAAUGGAGUUUGCCUUGGACGCCUUCCACCGGCCGGGAAUCCCCGCGCGCCGAUAAGUAACGGUCUUCC
Messenger RNA from Centruroides sculpturatus (bark scorpion), 1955 nucleotides. RefSeq names its product pupal cuticle protein 20-like. Gene Ontology annotation, molecular function: structural constituent of chitin-based larval cuticle. Gene Ontology annotation, cellular component: chitin-based extracellular matrix. The record is from RefSeq and is a predicted model, not a curated record. The transcript is spliced from 5 exons. The coding region runs from base 1100 to 1726 and encodes 208 amino acids. NCBI's taxonomy places the organism in Eukaryota, Metazoa, Arthropoda, Arachnida, Scorpiones, Buthidae.